Molecule: messenger RNA, 2975 nt
Organism: Exophiala mesophila
Lineage: Eukaryota; Fungi; Ascomycota; Eurotiomycetes; Chaetothyriales; Herpotrichiellaceae
Exons: 6
Coding region: 256-2904 (882 amino acids)
Source: RefSeq, a predicted model, not a curated record
CAGAUUUCAUCUCCUUGGGAUCCCAUCUAGAAUUCUAGCAUGUCACUUGUUUUAUUCGCGUACCGGUUGUGAGGCCUGAACCUACUCUGUCUCUUCUCACGAGUCCUUACCAAUACUACGCGCCAUGGCAUUCAGUCUUGCAUCAAAUACCCCAGCAUCAUCAGGCAAGAUCGAAUACAGCUCCAUGUCAUGAUUCCGGUUCAUGCUCGCCCUGGUUUGUAAUUCAGUCAGUCUGCUCAAAGACAUACCUUCAUCAUGGCACCAAGCUCAACAACCGCCGCCGAUGACAACGAUCCUCAAUUCCUCUCAAGCCAGUUCCGUACUUUUAGUUGGCAGAUGCGUCAACAUGGCCCUGGCGGCAGGAGUAUUGGCGGCCAUGGGCGGUCGGAAACGGAUCCCUUAUUGCCCAACCAUACCCAUGACGAUGGGGACAUCCAAGAUCAUACUCACCAACGGCAAAGUGUCUACUCGGCACAUCGUUCAUAUACAGCCCCCAGCCCCUCCCUCAGAGCAACCUCUAUUGUUUCAGAGCCUGAAGUCGAUGAACAACCUGGCCUCGCCGAUGGUCAUAACCAGCAGAUCGAAGAAGCAAAUGAAGCUUUUGCUGACCGCGAUGGUCUUUAUCCACCUAAUUGUACUUGGACGAGUGAUCAAGGCGGUCCACCGAGACGUGCUGAUCCAUAUCGCAAUGCCGAGUGUAAUGUAUAUGAGAAUAUUCAUCGCAUUCGCAGAGAUAUCAUCAAUGCCAUCGAUGACCCAUAUUCCUUGGAACAGCUCAAAGCACCCAGGAUGAACAUCACUGUUGUUCGUCCCAUGGUCAAUACCUUGUAUGAAAAGCAGGAUCUUUCCGUGGUAUACUGCCUGCUAGUAAACCGAAUGCAAUUCAUCCGCGAACAAUACUAUGCAGCCCACCACCAGACGACCAACCUGACUCGAGCAUUGCUAUGCGAAAUGCUUGCCGAGAAGAUCCUUCGUCGCUACAACGAGAACAAUCCCGGGCCCCGAGGUCUCCUCAAACUGGCCAACAUUCUUGUUGGGGGAUUUGAACCAUUCCAGGGCGCUCCCGACCAAGUGUGCGAGCAGAACGUCCACGCCAUGCACUGGGCUAAAGCCAGACUUGGAAAACAGGUCGAUCGCAAGCUUACAGCCCUCGAAGUCGCCAUCAUCAGUGAAAGUAAGAGCUUCCUCUCCAGCAGUGCCUGUCAAAAAGUCGUCGAUGCCAUCUACCAAGGAAAAGUUGUCUAUACCCCCACCAGCUUCUUCGACAUUAUACCGGACAAGUGGAAACGAAGACCCAUUUCUCUCUAUGAUCCCAGGCGCGGCCCAAUUCUGAAUCAAUACCGUUUGAUUGUCCCCAGGACUCGGAACAUUAUUGAGGUCUGCCAAUUCCUCAUUCUCUUGAUUUUGUAUAUCGCCGUCAUGACGGGCAGAGAGACUCGAAUGACCACCCAUUUUACCGCGGUGGAAGCCAUUUUUGAUAUUUAUGCUAUUGGAUGGAUUUUGGAUCAGGUAGCUUCUGUCUUAGAGCAUGGCUGGGCAGUGUAUACUCAGAACCUGUGGUCCUUCUUGGAUGUCAUGUUUUCCACCUUGUUUCUGGUUUACCUUGUGUUGCGCAUUCACGCGGCUGGAAUUUCAGACCCCGACACUUCAGUUCAGUGGGCCAGAAGUGGUCUCGAUGUUCUCAGUUGUGCAGCCCCUGUCUUGGUUCCUCGACUAGCAUUCAACUUCAUGUCGGAGAACGUUUUAUUUGUUUCACUUCGGGCCAUGAUUUCCGAUUUCAUGACAUUGACCAUCUUGGCAGUCUGGUGUUUUGCGGGCUUCUUGUUGAGUUUGAAAUGGUUACAUGAGGGUGCACAUGAAGCGAUCACAAUCAGCAAAUGGAUGAUCUGGAUCUGGUUUGGAUUGGACGGUACAGGCAUUGACGAAGCACCAGACUUUCACUGGUUUCUUGGUCCAGUCCUGAUGGUCAUGUUUGCUUUUUUGGGAAAUACAUUGUUCUUGACCAUCCUCGUGUCCAUGUUGUCCAACACAUUCAGCAACAUUGUCGUCAAUGCAGUGCAGGAGGUCCAAUUUCGACGCGCAGUCCUCACCUUUGAAGGAGUCAAAUCAGACGCCAUCUUCUCCUAUAUGCCACCUUUCAACAUCUUGGCACUUUUGUUUAUGCUCCCUCUGAAAUGGACUGUAUCUGAUCGAAUCUUUCACAAAAUCAACGUCACGGCGGUGAGAAUACUCAACCUGCCACUUUUGCUGGUGAUUGCAUGGUUCGAACGAAGGACACUGUGGAGGAACGACAGGCGGAGAAACGCCCCGCGAAGAAUUGAUUGGAAAGAUGCCAAUGGACCCAGUUUGACGCAUGCCGAGUAUUGGGCAAUCAAUAAAUUCAGCGUCCAUGGCGAUAUUCGAGCAGUGUUUGAGAUCGAUCCUCCUCAGUCCCUCCUAAACAAGAUUUCCGCGGACGAUGAGACGGUCGAUCAGGGUGCCCCUCUGGAGAAUUCGGUCAAGGACCAAUGGGAUUUUGGUGUUCAGUCGAGAAACAACAGUGCAGCGCCUGGCAAGCCUCGCAAAGUGCCGAACAUCAUGGUUACGAAAGCAAGGCGGGAAUCCAAGGCAUCAGAAAACCUGAGCAAGGAGUUUGCCGACUCUGAUGAGGACGACGGUGGAUUGUCCGCCGGCUAUCGAGGUAUCAGACGCCCCGAACGUAAAGAUUCCAUACUAGAUCUGGGCAACGACGAUCGAGACCAGCGAUUAAUGGAGGCGACAGCAAGAUUGCAUCAGAUGGAACAGACCAUGGCAAGAGUGGAGAGAAUGAUCUCGCGACUGUUGGAGGCUGAUCCUAUUUGGGAACACGGAGAAGGGGAGGAGAAAGACGAGAGAAUGAAGAAGGUCAAUAAAUCACGAGAUUGACCGCUAUUCAAGUGCCAAAGCCAAUCAUAUUGUUGAUUAGCGAUGAAAGAUGGUGUAUUGGACGAUCAAUC